AAUGUCUAUCAGUUGCGUUACUCUGCAGUAACAUACAGCACUGAGAUGAGCAAUGCAUCACCUGUAAUGCAAAUAAACCUACAUCAUAGAUAAACCUGCGACGGCGUAUAUCAUACGCUUUCACGUAUUUCAGUCAAAAAUGCCUUACAUGUAGAGUUUCACCUUUGGAGUAUUAUUUGUCGAUUUGGUAGAGAAUAGCUAACGUAUCAGGCUAACGCAGUGUCAGUAGUGGAUGCCUGUGUGAUUCGUGUUUUGAGCCCCACUCCAAACAUUUCAAGUAGAGGGAACCCACAUAGCUGGAGAACUAAAUGAACUGGUGCUUCAAGCCCCCAUCCUAGCAUUUUAACGUUUUUAUGCAGGUUGAAUCUUGUCUCCCUGCCCGUCCAUAAAUGGUGAUGGUGGUGCUGAUGAUGACGGCGUGAGGAGAAAGCCCCUGUGGUCCCCUUGUUCCACCGCACACUUCCUCAUGGAUUCCAGCAAUGAUGAGGCACUUGAUAUCAUUGUCACCAAUGUGGUGGCCACGUUCAGGACAAGGUGCCAUCUCAACUUGCGCACUAUUGCCUUAGAGGGAACCAAUGUCAUCUAUAAGCCGGAAGUAGGGAAAGUCCUAAUGAAGCUUCGUAAACCCAAGAUAACAGCCUCAAUCUGGUCCUCAGGGAAAAUAAUCUGCACUGGAGCAACAAGUGAGGAUGAAGCAAAGCUGGGUGCUCGCAGGUUAGCACGCUGUCUGCAGAAACUAGGCUUCAAGGUGAGGUUUUCAGCCUUCAAAGUCGUGAAUGUGCUGGCAGUGUGCUCCAUGCCUUUUGCAGUCCACCUCAUAGACUUUACUAAGAACAACCGACCCAUUGCCAGUUAUGAACCAGAGCUCCAUCCUGCUGCCACAUACAGGAUCAAAAAUCUCAAGGCCACUAUACAAGUGUUCUCCACUGGCAGCCUCACAGUUACAGGACCAAAUGUGCAGAAUGUUGCCAAUGCUGUGGAGCAGGUCUACCCACUACUGUUCGAGUGUAAGAAGCCCCUCUGCAAAUGAAAGGAAAAAUACAGUAAACAAGACAGAAGAAAUGAACAAAAGAGAAGGCAAGAUUGAGGAAACACCUUAUCUGCAGAUUCAUUUGCUUGAUUUUAUCACUGCAUGGCAACAGCCAGAUAUGUGUAAUAUAAUCAAAGGACCAGAUUUCACCUGGAAUUUUGGAUUUAAAAAAAAAAUUUCAGCAACCCCACUUGGAGUCUUAAGAUCUCCCUCUCACAAAAAUGUCAGUGUCGUUGUGGAUUCUGUGGCUCUUGUGAUUUUAACAGCGUAAACAUGCAGAUGUCUUCCAAACAUGAUAUUUUUCAGCAAAAACUGCUCCUCCAAACCUGACUUGUACUGCGGGGGUGAAUUGCUCUCGCUCUUCAUUUGCCCUGCGUGUUUUUGCUCGGACUCAGAAAGACCAGUUUUCAAUAAUUUAACCAUUACAUGCUUAACAGUGGUAACCAGUUUGAAGAGUCCAUAUGUUAACAGUGAGAAGCCUCACCUUUAACCCCGUAUACAACAAAUCGUGCCAUUUGCCACUUUCUCUGGAAGAACAUCCGUCCACGGCUCGUUUGUAGAGGUGUUAAUACAAGUACAAGGCAUCCACUGUAUUAGCCACAUUUUUGCUUAAAGAGAAAAACAGCAGCUAAAACUAUAGACUAUAGUCUGUCCUUAUGCAGAUACACAUAUCCGCUCACAAUAUGCAUUCAUCACUGAUUUGACUUGUUCUCUUACAUUUUGUUUGUGUGUCAGUUCACUACGAAUUUGUUCUUGUUUCACAACUGUGGCAUUGGAUCAGAAUGCACACUCACUCUGUCUCUUAAUUUCUUGUCAUUUCCUAUUAGUUUUAACACAAGGUAACGUUACAAAUAUUUAACUGUUUUUUUUUUUUUUUAAGGUUUGGACAAUGUACAGAACAAGGUUGAUGUCAUAAAUGUUUGGCAAUACGUCCAGUGAGUGGGCUUUUAAAGCAACAUAAGACCACUAGCAGUGUUCAAAGAAGACAUGUUCAGAUGAUGUUUUAUAUUCAUGCCAAUUGUCAUGAAAACGAAACCCUCCAUAGAUUACCCUUCUCUUAAAUUACAGUGAGGGGUUAAGUGCGUUUAAAUGGAAACCGCAAUCCUGGUUGUAACAUGACUGCUGACACUUGUGCUGGGUAUUACUUCCAUAGAGGUAACACAUGUAUGUAUGUAUAUAAUGAAUGCAUCUGAUGGGAAAGAUGUUGACAAAAUCUUUGACAUGUUGUCUGAAUUAUGUGGGAUGGAAUACUCUUUGAACCAGUGUCAACUGAAGAUUUGUGACACUUGUUCAGAAUUUUGUAUUUUGUAUAAAAUAAUAAAGGUUAAUGAUAAA
Seriola dumerili (greater amberjack) is the source of this 2365-nucleotide messenger RNA. It is a transcript of the gene tbpl1, whose product is annotated as TATA-box binding protein like 1. Gene Ontology annotation, biological process: DNA-templated transcription initiation. The coding region runs from base 467 to 1030 and encodes 187 amino acids. Lineage: Eukaryota; Metazoa; Chordata; Actinopteri; Carangiformes; Carangidae. Gene Ontology annotation, molecular function: DNA binding; general transcription initiation factor activity. The transcript is spliced from 8 exons. The record is from RefSeq and is a predicted model, not a curated record.